AUGAAGCAAUAUAAACUCUUGAAACAAGGCAGCUCGAGUGGCUACAGUUUCGAGCCGGAAAAAGGCAAUGCAGAUUCAUACACCGUGGACGUCAACCAACGCCCAAUCGGCGAAAACCCUUUUAUAUUCCUAUCCCAGGACUCAAGAACCCAACCAGACCACAAAGACAUAGUGCUCGCCGCGGGCCGACUUGCAACGUCCUCUGCUUUUAAAAUAUACCUCGGAGACCCUAAGUGCUACUACGAGGACUAUGAUAAGUCACUCCCGUGGGAGAAGAUGAAUAUUGAGCGUCCAGAGUCAACAUGGUCUCUUGAUUUCUCUGACUCAGAUAUUAGGAGGGAUUUCAUAUGGAAGAAGACGAGACGGAUUGCUGUGGACGGGGUAGAGAAGCCUUCUCGCCUUUUGGCUCAGAAUUGGAAGCUCACUUGUGCGAAUGACCCCGACGACGUGCUGGCUAUUUUCACAGGCGACCUUGGUUUGUCGCAAGGAGGCACCCUACAGAUCAAUAUAGACUGGGGCGUCCAGUUUGAACAUAUGGUGCUUAUCACCCUGGUGUGCCAGUUUUCGAAACACAAGCAGCCAGCCAGCCAGGGUAGCGGUUCGUCUAUUGCUGCUCCUCCAGGGGGGUUGUAA
Messenger RNA from Clonostachys solani, 633 nucleotides. Lineage: Eukaryota; Fungi; Ascomycota; Sordariomycetes; Hypocreales; Bionectriaceae. The record is from the annotation of a GenBank genome assembly.